AAUUAAAACCAACAUUUAUCUUUUUUAUUACUGAUACUUGAAUGUAUACAAUACUUGAUAACUGCAACCUCGUCGUUUGUUAUCUGUUUAGAUAAGAUCUGUAGGAAGAGCUUUUACAUUCUCUACAAAUAUGUAGGAUAGUUAGUUGAUAUCAUUGUCUAUCAGUAGUACAAAGUUCCUAAAUCCUAAGUUUACAAAGAAGAAGAAUGAUACAUGAUUUAUUAUCUCUUUACAAUUGUUUAUAUUAAAAUAUGGAAAAAUGAAGUUCUUGUGUUGUCCAACUCCUUUAAAUCGAACUGGGCUAACUUUCGACCUCAAUAGUGACAUAAAACUUGAUCAAAAUGAACAACAAAUUUACCGACGAUUAUCAGUAGUGCGAAAGAAUGAUAUUUUAGGUGAAGGAGGAAUAAUUAGAAGAUUCACUCAUGAAUUACUAAAAAAUUAUAAAAAGGAUCCUAAUACAGAAUCCAAACUAAGAGAAGCAAUCAAAAACAAUGAUUUCCUAGCAAAUCUUAAUGACAACCAGAUAGAAGGAAUGAUUCAUGCUAUGUAUCCUAAAGAAAUUCCUCCAAAAACACGGUUAAUUCAAGAAGGUGAUAUGGGCCAUCAUUUCUAUAUUUCUGAAGAAGGAACGUUUGACAUUUAUAAAGGAGAUCAAUUUCAAGGCUCUUUUGGACCUGGAGUGGCUUUUGGAGAACUUGCUUUAUUGUAUAAUGUUAAACGAUUAGUUUCAAUAGAUGCCAAAACAACAGGAAAGGUUUGGAUGUUGGAUAGAUCAUCUUUUCUAGCAACAAUAAUAAAUAGAAUAGAAUUAGCUUCUAGAGAUAACAUUGAAAUGCUUGGAAAAAUUCCAUUUCUUAAAGAUGUUUCUCGUCAUGCUCUUGCAAAAAUAUCUGAACUCAUGUGUAUUGAAUUCUUUAUUACUGAUGCUUACAUUGUCCGUGAAGGAACAAUUGGAGAUAAGUUUUACAUAAUCAAUUGUGGUAGUGUAAAAAUAACUAAAACCUAUGGCAAUGGUGAAGAAGUAGAAUUAACAAAGAUACAUAAAGGUGGUUACUUUGGAGAAAAAGCUCUAUAUGCAGAAGGAGAUAAUCGAAGACAAGCUAAUGCUAUUGCUCUAGCACCUGGAGUUGAAUGUUUAACAAUUGAUAGAAAGACUUUUCUAGAUUACUUGGGUGAUAUUGAAGCAAUAAAACAGAAAAACUGGGAAGCAGACUAUGAAAAGAGGAUAAAAUUAUGGCACAUUGACUGGAAAAAUGAAUAUCCUGAUUUAAAAUUCCAAGAUAUUCAAGUCAGAAAUUUAAUUGGCAAAGGCAGCUUUGGUACAGUUUAUUUAGUUACGAUAAAAUCUAUUUCUAAUACUAGUUUCGUUUUGAAAAAGGUUCCUAAAAUUUUUAUACGUAAUCUUAAUUACCAGAAAUAUAUGUUGACUGAAAAGUAUAUUAUGCAAUCAUGCAAAUCACCAUUUAUUUGCAAAUUAUACGCAACAUUUAAAGAUCUCAAGUACGUUUAUUUACUUUUGGAAGCUUGCUUAGGUGGAGAUUUGCGAACUGGUUUAUACAGAAGUGGAAGAUAUGAUAAUACAGCUGUGAAAUUUAUAUCAGCAUGUAUUGUUGAAGCUUUAGAUCAUCUGCACUCACUCGAUAUUAUUUGCAGAGAUAUUAAACCUGAUAAUAUUCUCCUAGAUAGUCAAGGAUAUGCAAAGCUGACUGAUUUUGGUACUGGUAAAAGAGUUGGACCUUACAAAACAUGGUCUUUCGUUGGAACAGCAGAAUACAUGGCUCCUGAAAUAAUUCUCAAGGAAGGACAUGAUAGAGCCGUAGAUUACUGGUCCUUGGGAAUUGUAAUUUAUGAAUUGCUAACAGGACGACUUCCAUUUGAAGAUGACGACCGUUUAGAGCUUUAUAAAAAAAUCAUUGAAGGAAUAAACUAUGCAAGGAUGCCUAAGAAUCUGAAGCCAAACGCAAUUGACAUCAUUCACAAACUUUUAAGGCCUAAACCUGUUGAACGUUUAGGAAAUUUACGUAAUGGUAUAGCUGAUAUUCGUAAUCAUAAAUGGCUAAAAAUGUUUGAUUGGAAAUCGCUUCGUGGUAGAACAUUGACAUCUCCGUUUCUGUUAAAGCUAACUAGUCAUUUAGACACGAAAUAUUUUGAUAAAUACCCUGUGGAACACGAACUAGUGGCUGAUGAUUUUUCUGGAUGGGAUGAUGACUUUUAAAAACACUUUUAUAAUUCCACUCUCACAUAAUGAAUAUUUUCAGAUUCAUCAAAAUCAUUGAGAUUAUUCAUAAUCUUGCGUUACAAUAAUAUACGUGUUUAUAUGACAAAUAUUAUUUAAUUUUUGUAUUCAAUUUUCUAUUUUAAAAAACAACUGUUUCAAUAAA
This is a messenger RNA of Chelonus insularis, 2384 nucleotides long. Its product is annotated as cGMP-dependent protein kinase, isozyme 1-like. The record is from RefSeq and is a predicted model, not a curated record. Bases 260 to 2218 code for a protein of 652 amino acids. Lineage: Eukaryota; Metazoa; Arthropoda; Insecta; Hymenoptera; Braconidae. Gene Ontology annotation, molecular function: ATP binding; cGMP-dependent protein kinase activity. The transcript has 9 exons. Gene Ontology annotation, biological process: protein phosphorylation.